Messenger RNA from Diplodia corticola, 4998 nucleotides. RefSeq names its product metallo-dependent phosphatase. Bases 1 to 4998 code for a protein of 1665 amino acids. Lineage: Eukaryota; Fungi; Ascomycota; Dothideomycetes; Botryosphaeriales; Botryosphaeriaceae. The transcript has 3 exons. The record is from RefSeq and is a predicted model, not a curated record. Gene Ontology annotation, cellular component: membrane.
AUGGAUCCCCGGCCCAGGCGCAACAGCGGUUCCUAUCCGCCCGCAGGCUACGAUCCUCACCAGGCCUCUUCCUACCGCCGUCAUGCGAAGCAGCCCCAGCCCCAGCCCCAGCCCCAGCCCGGAUACGCUCUUGCCACAAACCCGCCCGAGCCGUAUCCGGAAGAGAUUGAAUAUGCAAGAGACUACCCUCCCCAGCCGCAGAACGGGUCCAACUCGCAGCGUCGCAGGAGGAGCCAUUCCAACCAGCCAGUAAGAAACGGCCAGCCGUUGCCCGCUCAAGAUGCGCCCCGUGGCCCUCCUGUGGCCUACAAGGAGCAGUACACCGGAAGUUACGCUGCUCCCGCACGGUCACGAAGUCAUAAGCGCUACGAGCCCGCCCCUGCUGCCGUGCGGAGGAAUCAACCAGCACCGCCGGGCGUGCAACAGCAAUCCUCCAGCUCGAGGGUAUACGACCCGUCUCCCACGACCCCGGCCGCGACUACUCCAAUAUCACCCACGACCGACUUCUCUGAACGGAGCUCGUCUGGCACUGCCGGUGUACAACGGGGCAGAUCCGGCUCUGUAUCACACCGUUCUCCCCUGCAGAAGCUAGAGGGAGCUCUGGACGAUAUAAGUAAGGAAGAGCGCCGAGCCAGGAUGCUGGAAGCCGAGGCCGCGGCUCAGGAGAGGAAGGCUGGCAAGCGUGGUUCCGUACAAAAGGCGUCUGCAGCAGUCGCUCAACCUCGCCAUGCGUCUGGGCCAGCGCAGGCUGCUCCGGCCCCUCAGAGGACGGCUAGUGGGAAACGCAACUUCUCCUUGCCAACCAGCGGUCUUGUGGAACCCCGUCAGGCCGAGAAACCCAAGGUCGAGUUCAGUGAACCAUGGCAGGAGGUGCCGCGGCAGGACCAGGGCUCACAGCGCAGGGCUCGUGUCCCGCAAUAUGAGGGGCCAAUCGACACUCAAAUGAAGCGAAGUUCUCAGGUAGAUCCGGAUGUUGCUCGCUCCACCAGCUAUCGUGACCGCUCUGCAAGGGUAGAGUCGACGCAUUCGCGGCAGAACUCUUACUCCCGGGGCAAUGGUGCUCCCCUGUCUGCAGGCGCUAUAGGAGCAGCCGCGGGAGCAGGCAUUGGCGUCGGUGCCGCUGGCGAUCGUGGAUACCAAGGCCAAGAGCAACCGGCUGUUGGCCGGAGCAACAGCAGGAAACUCCAGAAGCGCGCUCAGCCGGACGUGUAUCAGCAGCAGGGCAACCGAGAUGCAGCCGCCAUGCCAGACUCACACAGACAACUUCAAAGUGAUCGGACUGGACAUGCACAAGGAAGUCGGGCUGCUGCGCGCUCUCAGCCUCAGGAUCCCUUGCCAGCAGAGGCGGUCCGCAAUCCCGGUCCAGGACCAAAGUACCAGGUACCCCCACAGACUGUGAAUGCGCAACGUGCACAUGACCAGCUUGCAUUCGAGAGAGAGGAUUCUCACCUUCCGUCUGCGCCUGAGCAGAGUCACAACCAUCAUUUUUCGGACAUGUUUCAUCGCCAUCAUCAUGAGGAACGCCGCUAUGCGUCAUCCCAGCCGCUGGAGGAGUGGAAGACCGCCGAAGCUGCAACCUUGGCAGCCGAGGAUCUGAACAUCGACGGCGCAGAGAAAGACGGCGACUCCAAAAUGCCGUGGUGGGAAAAGCGCAACGCUCAGCACCGCAGAAGUAGCGGACCCGGUAUGGCACAAGCCGAUGGUGUGUAUGAGGAACCUCCCGGUCAAACUCACUUCACUCCUCCAUUGUACAUCAAGUGCGGUCCCUUACUCCGGUAUUGUGGAAUGACACGUGAAACUCGCAUGGGUCGCAGCGAUAAGUGGACAUGGCGGGGCAGUGUCAUGAUUGUGACCAUCGACCAGCAUUCGUCAUAUGAAAGACGCCCGGCGUUGAGACUGUUUCUCCAGCCCAAGGACCUUCUGCCACCUCCACCGGCGCAGCUUGAUGAAUCGACCGGCCAGAAGCUCGCGUCGGAAUAUGUGGAUCCCCUCGCGGGUGAGAUCAAGAUGUCUCGUACAGGGAAGACUUUAUACGUCAAACCUGUGGAGGAUCUGCAGGAAGAAGCCGAUCUUUCCAGACGAGAGGAUGACAGUGGGCUGUAUGAGGAAUCCAAGAGUGCGAGUAACCACACAUCGCGCAUCAGGAAAAAGGACGGAGAGAAGUGUGGCAAGUACCGAGAGGUCAAAGGUGUCCGGCUGUACGCUGAACGGGGCGUAACGUUUUGGCGCUUCAAUCUGGAGGUGGAACUCGGUAAUACGCAAGCCCGCGUGGCCUACCGAAUCAACAAGGGACCAGCCAUUGGGUUCUGGGUUCCGGCGAGAGGGGAGACCAUGAACAUCAUGUUCCACAGCUGCAACGGAUUCAGCUUGAGCGUGAAUCCGCACGAGUUCUGCGGCCCCGACCCUCUCUGGCGAGACGUCCUGAACAAUCACCAAACCCGCCCUUUCCACGUCAUGAUCGGCGGUGGAGAUCAAAUCUACAACGAUGCUGCUACGAGGCAGACCAACUACUUCCGGGAUUGGCUGGGCACAAAGAACGCAGUGCACAAGCAUUCGGCCGAGUUCAGCGAUGAGAUGCAGAACGAGCUCGAGGAGUUCUACCUCAACCGAUAUGCGAUGUGGUUCUCUCAAGGCUUCUUUGGAAUGGCAAACUCUCAGAUUCCAAUGAUCAACAUGUGGGAUGACCACGACAUCAUUGAUGGCUUUGGCUCGUAUCCUCACCACUUCAUGAGGAAUGCCGUGUUCUGCGGCUUGGGCGCCGUGGCGUUCAAAUACUACAUGCUCUUCCAGCACCAGAGCUUGCCUGAUGAGACCGAGAUCGACGAACCUUCGUGGCUCCUGGGGGCAGCACCUGGCCCCUACAUCGACCAACUCAGUCGUAGUGUGUUCAUGUUCCUCGGAAAGAAUGUAGCUUUUGUCGGACUGGACUGCCGAACAGAGCGGAUGAGGGACGAGAUCCUCAGCGCGGAAACGUACUACCGUGUCUUUGACAGAUGCCGCAAGGAGAUCAUCGAGGGCGAUACGAAGCAUUUGAUAGUACUACUCGGAGUGCCGAUUGCUUACCCUAGAUUGAACUUCUUGGAGAAUGUUCUCACCUCGCGUAUUAUGGAUCCCGUCAAAGCCCUCGGUAGGACCGGCAUGCUUGGGGGUUUCGUCAACAAGUUCGACGGCGGCGUUGAAAUCCUGGAUGACCUGGACGACCAUUGGACAGCCAAGCACCACAAGGCAGAGCGCAACUGGUUCAUUCAAGAGCUUCAGGAGCUUGCAGCCGAUAAGUCUGUCCGGAUCACCAUUCUUGGUGGAGAUGUCCAUCUUGCCGCGGUCGGACAGUUCUACAGCAACAAGAAACUGGGCAUUCCAAAGGACCGGGAUCACCGCUAUAUGCCGAACGUCAUUUCCUCGGCCAUUGUCAAUACGCCUCCGCCGGAGCUCAUGGGCGACAUUCUCAACAAGCGCAACAAGGUCCAUCAUCUCGAUGCAGAUACGGAUGAGGACAUGAUUCCCAUGUUCCCUCAUGAUGUGGAUGGCAAGCCACGUAACAACCAUCAUCUACUUCCUCGUCGGAACUGGUGCUCCAUUCGUGAAUAUCAACCUGGCUCCACGCCUCCGCCCACGCCUCCAACAAGGACACCAUCCCCGGUCAUGCAGCCUCCUAAGCUGACCCGUUCACUGUCACUUACUCGAAGUGACUUCAGGCCCGGUAAUCUCGUCAGACGACUCUCAAAGCGUGAAAAGGGCCCGCCCGUAGCCUUCUUCAACCGCGAUUCCCACGGCGGACGCCGUGGGUCUAGCGCUGAAGAUUUCGGACAUCGGCGUCAGAGCUCAGACUCUCAAACUCCAAGUGGAUACCACACUCCGCAACGUGCCGCAACCAUGGGCAUGGCGAACCGGUCUACCGAGUCGUAUGAUCAGCGCCAGGCAUCCAUGACCGACGCUCCUCGGCCGAAUCUCUUCCACCGCCGCCCCACGGGCCUAAGCAUCAAGGCCGCUCGUAAGGGCGGGGCUUUUGCCGAGGACGAUCCGGACAAUCCAGACCUGAACGCCAUCAACCUCGAAAAUGGCCUCGACGUCGUCUUGAAUCUCGAGGUCAGCCAAAAAGAUCCCGCAGGCAUCACCACGCCUUAUCGUCUCCUCGUGCCUGCCCUCUAUUACGAAGGGCCACCCGACGAGAACGUCCUGAGUGAGAGAAGGCCAAGCAGUGGCGGCCUCAAGAGCUUCUUCAGCAUCCGUAGGAAGAAGAAGAAGGACUUUGAAGAAGACGAGUACUACGAUAGCCGCAGCCCAUCGCCGACGGCGAGCGAGGAGGCGGCCAUCGAAGAACUCAGCCAAGUUGGAGGCUACGGUGGUCGUCGCGGCAGCGGCGGCGGUCCUCCUCCUCCUCCUCCUCAAGAUCGUCGCUCCGGCCGCGGUGGGAAUGGCCACGACUACGGUGGCGACGGCGCCCAAUACCAGCCGCGGGGCGGUAGCGGUCAGUACGUGCCACCGCCCGUGGCGACGCAGUCGCAAGGGAAUUACCCGGUGCAGCCACGCACCAUCGCGCCCGUAAUGUACGACAGCCCUCCUCGCACCAACUCCAUGCGCCAUCAACAGCAGCACGCGCAGCAGCAGCAGCAGCAGCAGCAGCCGCCGUCACCAAUAGUCCAAUACGGCAACGAGCCCGUCCCGAGCAGCAGGCGGCCGCUACCCCAGCCACGUGGCGGUCCGCCGCCGCCUCUUCCUCCGGUCGACACGGCGGCCGGCAUGGGAGAUCGCCGGUACGCGCCUCGCGACUUGCCGCAGACGCCGCCCACUGCCAUCCCGAGGGAGAUGAGCGGCGCUCGCGACGGCGGUGGCGUGAGGCGUGAGAGCGGGAGGAGGGAUAGCAGGUACUAUGACGAUGAUGACGAGGAGUUGAGCGAUGAGGAUUCCUUGGGGAGCUUCAGGAGCUACGGCGAGAAGAGGCCGGGUGGGAAGGACGUGGGUGGGAAGAAGAAGAAGAAAUGGAUGGUUUGGCGGUAA